Microplitis mediator is the source of this 1088-nucleotide messenger RNA. It is a transcript of the gene Syx8, whose product is annotated as syntaxin-8. Gene Ontology annotation, biological process: intracellular protein transport; vesicle fusion. Gene Ontology annotation, molecular function: SNAP receptor activity; SNARE binding. NCBI's taxonomy places the organism in Eukaryota, Metazoa, Arthropoda, Insecta, Hymenoptera, Braconidae. The record is from RefSeq and is a predicted model, not a curated record. The transcript has 5 exons. The coding region runs from base 360 to 1088 and encodes 242 amino acids. Gene Ontology annotation, cellular component: SNARE complex; endomembrane system.
ACUGCUGACGGCUGAUCAUCAUCAUUUUUCUGGUGAUUGUAGUUGUGACGAUAAUAAAUACCUAUAGUUUUACUUUGGUGAUAUAUUUUUUAAAUGAUUUAAUUAGUUUUUAUAAUUCCUUUGUUCUUGAAGCUUAAAAUUUAAGAAUUUAAAAUAUAAAAGACUAUAGUUUGACCUAUAAAAAUAAAUGGUGACUAAUUGAUUGAUAAAGAUAGUAUUAAUAAAUAUAUAGGUAUAUCGCGGAGAGAUAAGAGUUUAUCAACAACUUUGAUUGGUAGAAAAAGCUAUUAAAUUUUUGUACCACGUGCCAUUAAAAGUUGUCAUUUUUAUAUUUUGAUUAAAACACAACCUCUGAAAUAAUGGCUUUGAUUUAUUUAGAUGACAAUGAUCCUUGGAUCACCGAGUACGAUGUCUGUGAAAAACUUUAUGAUGAUAUUAUGGAGCAGCUUAAUCAGCGCCAAAGUAAACCAAAAGCUUCAUUGGCAUUUGCCAGUUUGUCCGCAAAUGUUCGUAUUCAAAUGAACCAAUACUCUGAUCAUAUUUUACAGUUGAAGAAAAAAGUUGCUGAAGCUUUGAAGCUCAGACUUAUAACUGUCGAUGAAGCAGAAAGACGAACAAGACAAAUAGAACAGUUGCAAAGUAAUUAUGUAAAAAUAAAACGAUUUUAUGAUUUAAAAAUGAACCCAACAGGUUCUGAGAGACCAAGUUUGUUUGGUAAUUCAAGUACUGCAUUUGCUGACGGUGGUACUGUUGGAUGGGAUGACCAAAAUGACCAAUCAGACAGUAAUGUCAACAUCGCUGAUCUCAAAUCACAAAACCAAGCUGCUCUUUUGGAACAAGAACGAGGUCUAGAUGAAUUGUACAAAGUUAUUACAAGACAAAAAACAAUUGCUCAGACAAUAAAUACUGAAGUCGAUCAUCAAAAUGAAAUAAUUGAUGAUCUAGCAGAGCAUAUGGAACAAACUGAUGAAAGAUUAAUAGAUGGAACAAGACAAAUUCGAUUUAUUGACCGAAAAGACAGAACAUGUGGCUAUUGGGUAGUAAUUAUUUUAUUAUUUAUUAGCAUAAUUUGUGUGGCUGUUGUAUAA